Aphanomyces astaci is the source of this 808-nucleotide messenger RNA. RefSeq lists its product as hypothetical. Bases 23 to 766 code for a protein of 247 amino acids. The record is from RefSeq and is a predicted model, not a curated record. The transcript has a single exon. Lineage: Eukaryota; Oomycota; Saprolegniomycetes; Saprolegniales; Verrucalvaceae.
GUGUGACUGACCUUUGGGAGACAUGAAUGCGGUGCUGAGGACGGCUGGGGGUGUCGAUGUAGGAGCGAAGAAGCGAGCACGACAGGCAGCACAUGCCGAGAAUCAACGCGCCCAUGUACAACGUCGUAAGAUGCUCGUCAAGACCUUGGAGGUCGACGUCGGGGCCUUGACCGUCGAGACGGUGUACCUGGAACGCCAGUUGCUGCGUGCAUCAUCCAUGCUCAACGAGACUCGACCGGAGAAGCUCGUGAAGGAGUACGUCAAGAUGUUUCACUUUGGGUACCAGUCAAGCAACCCGACCCAACUGUCGUUCAUUCGAUCGUUCAUGCGCGAGGACAUCUGCGCGCACGGCAUCAUCGGCCUACCCUUCUUUAUAGACAAUUUUCGGCGCUACUGCUCUGUGAAUUUAAACUUUCAGAUGGACUACGUGCACAGCCACUUCGUCUACAACGACGAGUGCGACGGUCUCGUGUUGGGACGCUGCGUGCUGCAGCUCAUGGUCAAGCAACGCAUAUCACGCGGCCUCCUCGAACUGUACUACCCCGGCGUGCUCAACAACGAGCCCCUCGUCCAAAGCCUCAUUGGUCAGACCAUACGCAUCCCGUCGACGUCCGACUUCACGUUCGACACCAAUGGCCUCAUAUCCGUGUACGCGUCAUCCAUGGAGCUCGUGCGCGCCUUCGUGGACCUCGUCCACGACGUCGAAGUUGCCGCGAUGAUCGUCCAUGGCAACCGAUUGCAUCCUCGAAACUUUGUGCGGGCGUAGUAGCCGUAGUUCUUGUAGAUACUGUGAAAAGUUAUACUAUCU